UCAGUUGAUCGUAGCAAGCCGUCGCGUUCGGAUGUCGAUUCUACUAGUGCGAUCCGUAACCGUGUGAGUGUUUUUGUGGUAUAUCGUUUGCAGCAGGCCGACAGAAGAACUUGGCAGAAGUGAAGGCGCGCGCGCAAAUUGGAGUUAAACUUUUUGGAAAGUGCUUCGGACACAGACGAGUGAGUGGAACGGAAUUCAUAGGCUGCUUGGAAAUAAGACUUGGAUCUUUUCGCCUGGCUCGCGUGUGGUGUUUGGCGCAGCAGCCACCGAAGAAAGGCUAGUGAAAUUGUGCAGUUUUUCUUUUUUACUCCAUUCAUCCGCGAGUCAGCGCUUUUCCGCAUGAUUCGGUGAUUGCUGCGAAAAAAAAAAUGUGCCGUGAGGGUGGUGAUUUUUACGAAUGAAAUACGUUUCGUACGAAAAGUACAUGGGAUUGUUUUUUUUUUUACUUGAACCGGUAAACUGCCAAAAUCGGAAGCGGAGAGAAUUUUCGUACGGAAGAAAAAAGUUUUUUUUUGUUCGGUCGUGUGUAGCCCAGCGUGACCAAGCCCCCGUACCCGUGCCGCAUACCGAGAAGUUUACAGACCACAAUCUCGUUCUGUCUCAGUUGCUGUGCGAGAGAAAGAGAGAGAAAUCUUAUAAGAAAAUAUCGUUAGAAGGAAGUUCCGAGGCGCGUACAGAGAAACAGGGAUCGGCAUCGAUUGGUACCAGCAAACGUCACCCCGCAGCGGUUAAUUGCAAAGGCAAGGCCAACUUGAUCCUCUCGCCAACUUCAGUCUCAACUUCACCAGCUAGCAGCGGCCUGUGAGGAAACAACGAACGCUUCCGACUGAACGGAUCUAAUUGCCAAAACACGUGCACCGGCAAUCGGCUGGAUGUCGGAUCUAUAAAAAAUGAUCCCGGUUGGAAGUUCCCGAACUCCCCGUGGAUGAAAAACGAAAAAAAAAUACGAUAACGUCCGUUCCUACAACCAAACAAACAAACAAACAACCACAGUAGGCUAACGAAAUUUUGUUUCCCGGUUUGGAUUCUCACCACGCCGAACGGUGCCGGAGUGACUAACCGGGUGAGCUGAGUUGAGUGAGUGCGUGAGUGAGUGAGUGAUUAGUGAUAUUGUGCGAUUCGGUGCGGUGGUGUGCCAUUAUGACGUCUUCCAACGACAUCGGAGGCGGCGGUGGUGGUGUUAACGGAAGAACCGGUCAUCACCAUCAUCAUCAUCAUCGGAGGAACAGUGGCCAGAACAGUAGCAAUAACAAUAGCAACAACAACAUUGUCACGCGAAGAAUCAGCAACGUGAGUGUCAAUAAUAACAACAGUGUAAACAAUCUUAACGGGUACAACAAUCACAACGGCGGAAACAGUCCACGGACGGAUAAGGACAAGGAAUGGGAUUUUAAGCAGAAAAGUACAAAAUAUCCGGAAUCGGACGACUGUGAUUCGUUGCCGCCACCGCCCCCACCGGAAGAUGAACCGCCGUACUUCGAUGAUCUUCCGCCGCCGCUUCACCACAACCAUCUGAGCCACCUGAACCACUUGGAUCUGGACCGAACCGUGCACGUCGGUUCCAGUCCGGAAAAGUCCCGCAAACAUCGAUCCAAUUCGGACAGUAGCCAGUCGAAACCUCACCACCACCAGCAGCGGAACGGAACGACCGGGCCGGGACACAAGUCGGGCGGUGCGAACGGACAUCAUCACCAUCACCACCAUCAUCAUCAUCGGCACUCGAAAAGCAGCCGGGCGGACUCGGUUCUGUCGAGUGAUUCGGACAUCCGGUUCACCCGGCGAAAGCUCGGUGACAACCAGAAGUGUGGCUGUGCGCUGAUUGCCGGCUUUCUGCUGAUUCUGCUGUUUGCCGGUGUUGUUGUUUAUGUUGGAUACACCUACCUACGACCGGAGCCGCUGCCAGAUCGGAUAUUCCGUGGCCGAUUGCGGGUGAUCGAGGGCGAUCACUGGACACCGGAGUUGGCCGAUCAAAACUCGCUUCGAUUUCAGCACCGUGCCCGGGACUAUCGAGAACGAAUCAACCUGAUUAUGCGACGAUCGGAUCUACGGGAACCGUACGAGGGCAGUGAAAUACUCGCUUUGGAUGGCAACGAAGGCGAAGACGUCACGCUUCACUUUGCCAUGUACUUCGAUCCGUACGCUGAACUGGUCUCGAGUGCCGAUCUUCAUUCGAUUCUGAUGGAGGAAAUUAUCUCCGAUCAUCCCCGGUACUUCCGCAAUCUGACCAUCGAUCCGUCCAGUUUGGUGAUUAAGGAAGUGCUGGGACAGUUUGAUGACAUUCCGGGAACAUCGUCGUCUCCGUUGGGCGGCAAGGAUGACAUUCCCAACGAAAUAAUUACCACCGUUCGACCUCCGCGCAAAUGUGAACCGCUUCGUUUGAACUACUGCCGAUCGGUUGGUUACAAUUUGACCACUUAUCCGAACUAUUUCGGGCACAAUUCGAUCGAAGAAGUCGAGACGGAUUUGAUUUCCUUCCGCGAACUGGUCGAUGCCGAAUGUUUCCGGCAGGCGUUUGAUUUUAUCUGUCGCUUGUUGCAACCUCCCUGCGAGUAUCGGCGUAUCGAAGAACCGACACCGGGCCGCGUGUGUCGCCAGUAUUGUCAGGCAUUCUGGAGUGGUUGCGGUGAUCGAUUGCCGGAACGGUUCAAGAAGUUCCUGGACUGUGAACGCUUUCCGGAAACCACUAGCAUUCAGUCGUGCUACAAUCGACCGGGAUGUGCCACGGAGCUACAGACGAAUGCGAUGUCAUCUCGGUUGUGCGACGGAGUGGCGGACUGUCCGGAUUUGUCGGAUGAAAAUACCUGCACGUUUUGUCCGUACGGAGCGAUCUACUGUGGGCGUGGUCGGGUUUGCUACGCCCGUAACGCCCGCUGUGAUGGGAAAAUGGACUGUCCGGAUGGGGCUGACGAAAAGGAUUGUCUUUCAAUUUCACCACAAGUGACGUACCUGACGUUCCCGGCACCGAUUGUUCCCUAUCGUCCUCGUUUCUACCCGGAAGGUUAUGCGGUCUUCUCCGAAAAGGGCAUCACUGGAAAGCUGUGUUCCGUCGGUAUGGAUUCGAACGAGUACGUACGGAAUACGGUGGCCGAAUCACUUUGCAAAGCUCUUGGUUUCGAACGGGUGGAAUAUUCGGAGGUACGAAACGAUACGGAACCGAAUACCAGCUAUGUGCGGGUGUUGGAUCCACGGGCUUCGGAGAUUUCUUUCGUUAGAACCACCUGCCAGAGCAAACAGUCGCUGUACGUUGGUUGCGGGCAGUUGGAAUGCGGUGUCCAGUCGGCACUGCCCAGUAAUCCAAAUGUCGGUCUUUCGAAGAUGGCUGCUCCCGGUGAUUGGCCCUGGCUGGCAGCACUGUUCCGUGCCGAUACGCAUGUUUGUGACGGGACACUGGUAUCAUCCGAUUGGGUCCUGACAACGGAAUCCUGCUUCCAGGGACAAGCGAAGGCUACUUGGAUUGCCAUUUUUGGGGUCGUUCGUUUAUCUUCCAAUGCACCUUGGACCCAACGACGCCGAAUUAUCGGUAUGGUAAAGUCCCCGGUCGAGGGCAGCACGGCGGCGCUGGUUCGUCUGGAACAUUCGGUAACUUACUCGGACUUUGUUCGACCGAUCUGCUUGCCGGACAUCCCACUUAAGGAAACCAUCGACCGGAGCGACCAGGCGACACCGACUCCCCAUGCCGAACGGUUUUCCAAAACACGUCCUAGCGGUGCCAAACGUAUCAAGGAAAACCGACAGUACUUUGAAACUCCAGGCGAUGACAGUGACGCGACGUCCGAAGAUUACAGCGAAGUGACCGAAUCAUCGCGCUACUCGAUCAAUGAAUUUGCAGCCGAAUUUGCCGACGAAGGUUCGCAGAUUCCGAAGGCGGAAGCCGUAGGUGCGGUCAGUGGAGCCCGGAAUGCGUACCCUCUGCCGGAGAACUCACCCCAGACGAACAAUUACAUCUCCCCGUUGAAUCACAUCGGUAACAAUUUUCAACCGCCGAAAGCGAAACCAACCGUGUGGACUAACUGUAACACGUUGGGUUGGAGCCGACAGCGUGAUCAUCUGCAGCGGGUUCAGCUCAAGAUCAGCGAUAUGAAGCCAUGCGAGAACGUUUCGAUUGCUACGGUGAAUAGCAUGUGUACCGAGGCGGCCUACCACAAGCAGGACUGCAGCGAAGAGGAAUUCGCCGGAAGUCCGGUGGUCUGUUUGCUGGCAACCGAACGUAAGUGGGCCCUGGUCGGGGUAGCUUCCUGGCGGAUAGCCUGUGCCCCGAACGGAAUCGAACGGCCACGAAUGUACGAUAAAAUUACGUCCAACAGCCAAUGGAUUCGGGAAAUUAUUGCCGCUUCGGUGUAGUGUUGGCGAAAUUGGCGCCGCCUGGGGUGAUCAAAUUAUGUGCAAAUAUUAAGCUUAAUGUGUAUGUGAUUGUGUGAGCAGUUAGGGAGUGCACGAGGGAUUGCAGUUGAUGGAAAGAUACUUGUUAUUGCCAUUUGUUUAUCUCGGAAGAAAACUUGUGAAUUUUAUAUCACUAGAUGUAUAAAAAGGAACACCUUGAAUUAGUCUAAACAAUGCACCACCCAAAAACAAACUACCCAAACCAACGAGAGUUUAACAAACAAAAAAAGCAAGCAAAACACUUGUGAGAAUGAUCAUUUUUACGUGUUAUAAUUGUGAAUAGUUAACGAUUAAAGGAUGCUGUUUUAAACAUAUUUUUAAUGGAAAUGCGAAUUGUUAUGUUGCUAAACACUUCAAACCUUGAACUAGACUGCUUUUUUUGUGAAGGGAAACAAACCUAAAGCAAUCCAAAAACAUUGAAUAAAGAAAAUUUC
Molecule: messenger RNA, 4814 nt
Organism: Malaya genurostris
Lineage: Eukaryota; Metazoa; Arthropoda; Insecta; Diptera; Culicidae
Exons: 8
Coding region: 1141-4341 (1066 amino acids)
Biological process (GO): proteolysis
Molecular function (GO): protein binding; serine-type endopeptidase activity
Source: RefSeq, a predicted model, not a curated record